GAUUGGAUGGCUGAUCCAUUUGAUAUCAAGGAAAAUGUCUGUUUCAACGAGACGGAAGUGUGCUCUUUUCGUAUCAUUAACGGUUCGAUACUAACGGUGAUCGGUAUUCUUGGUUUCUCAAUGUCCAGCACAGUGCUCUAUCUCUUAGUUUUCAAUGUCAUAAGACUUCCAGGCAAUAAGAACAUAUUUAUAAUAAACGUGUCCAUGUUUGAUGCGAUGUUAGCUAUAAUUGGUACAAUCAGAGGAUUGGGUAUCAUAUCUAAAUCAGUUCUUGGAGUCGGAGAUGACUUGGAGGCCUCGUCCUGGUGUCGCAUCUUCACUAUCAUAGCUGCGCCGUUAUGGGAAAGUUUAAUAAUCUCGCUUCUCCCGCUCACUCUGGACCGCUUUGUGGCGAUAGUCUUCCCCACAAGAUACAAGAGGUUAAUGACAGAUCGAUCAAGCCUUGCUCUGGUUGUUGCUUCCUGGGUGCCACUGAUCAUUUUAAAUCUUCACGAUAUCCUUUCCUUCAGAUUAGGAAAAUUACAGAUUGACUAUUUCCACCCCUACAACCGCUGCGCGUACUACAACCCCUGGAAACAACAGCAAUCCCUCUUUCUGGGCCUGCCCUUCCUUCUUAUCUUAGUGAUGUAUAUCAUCAUGGUAACUGUUAUCAUCAAGAACAAAAUCAAAGCUACCAAACUAAUCCUCACCACCUCUGUCAUCAUUGUAACUAGUCUCCUUACCACCCAACCCUUCUUGUUGAUGUCAAGUUUUGGAGUUCAGAUGUCGUAUGAAACUUCUCAGAUACUCACUGUAACUUGUUAUUAUUUGAAUGGUAUUGUCAAUCCAAUAAUUUACUUGUGCUGUAAUACGAGAGUUCAGAAACAGUUUGUUGCUAAAGCUUCAAGGCACAGAUCAGAGGAGUCCAGUGGCAAUGUUAUGAGCUUCAGUUUGUCUUUUAAAAACAAGACAAACAGUUGAAUUGAGUUGUUACAAUAGAAUUGUCACUUAUAAGUUAGGUCGUAUUGUUCUAUCAUUUUUAUUAGGUUCUAAAUUCUUUGCUUCUUGGAUCGCAUCAGUUGUGGGCACGUUUUAAUUCUAGCUCAUUUCGAGAUCGAAUGUCAAAUGAUUAUUAUAUUCGUACGCUAGCAGAAGAGUUAUUCCAUGCCAUGGUUAAGUU
Messenger RNA from Bolinopsis microptera, 1159 nucleotides. RefSeq names its product allatostatin-A receptor-like. The record is from RefSeq and is a predicted model, not a curated record. Gene Ontology annotation, biological process: G protein-coupled receptor signaling pathway. Gene Ontology annotation, molecular function: G protein-coupled receptor activity. The transcript is spliced from 5 exons. NCBI's taxonomy places the organism in Eukaryota, Metazoa, Ctenophora, Tentaculata, Lobata, Bolinopsidae. Bases 7 to 960 code for a protein of 317 amino acids. Gene Ontology annotation, cellular component: plasma membrane.